Lytechinus variegatus (green sea urchin) is the source of this 2657-nucleotide messenger RNA. RefSeq names its product CAP-Gly domain-containing linker protein 2-like. The record is from RefSeq and is a predicted model, not a curated record. NCBI's taxonomy places the organism in Eukaryota, Metazoa, Echinodermata, Echinoidea, Temnopleuroida, Toxopneustidae. The transcript has 7 exons. The coding region runs from base 170 to 1177 and encodes 335 amino acids.
UCUCACUGCAUGGCGUACAGUCGACAUAGCAACUAACGAAGUCGUCUGCACGUUGACAUUUGAGAGGGUUUGGAAAUGGAAGUAUAUAGGGGCGAAGAUUAAUAUUUUCGAAGAGAGGAUGUAUCCCGGGGAUGUAUUCCUUAAUCUCUGAUAUAAAUAUUGCAGGACAAUGAAUAGCUCUUCUUCAAGAUCUUCUUCGGUGAAGAAACCUUGCAGAAAGAAAAAGCCUAGUUACCAUGCCAACCCUGCCUACCACAGCGGCUUCUUCUGUCACUGUUCGUCUUGCCGAUCCUUUCAUCAUCUCUUUGUAAAAGACAUUGAUGUGGUGGGUAAAGUCUGUGCCACUGUCAGGGAUAAAUCAAGCCUUCAGCUGAGCAACGAAGCCUUCCUGGAUAGGUUCAGAGAGACCCAGCUCAACACAAAACCCAACUGGAUCAAACUGGGCGAUCGAGUCACAGCUAAGGGCAAGUAUAAGGGUAUUGUGAAGUAUAUUGGUCCUCUUGAUGAUCAAGUGGUAUCCCCACCUACGUACGUAGGAAUCCAGCUUGAUGACCCAGUGGGAUUGCAUUGCGGCAUCAUCAAUGGCAAGCGCUACUUUGAAACGCCAAAAGGGCGUGGCUUGAUGGUGAAGUACGAAGAGGUGUCCAAGAGGAAACCUGCCGAUAAGUGCCCCCCUAUCCAGGGGAACACCAUGUUUCCAAGCUACGAGCCAGGCAAAUACACACGUCUUUGGGCCAAUAGUGAUGUAGGUUCACCGGUGAAUCAGACUGAAGAGUGGAAAGAAAGAGGAAGAGCUAAAUCUGCACCACCAAAACAAAGUGAAGCAGAAGAAAGAGCGUCACUGAAUGCUCAACAGUCUUGGUCUAGAGCCAAGUGGAGGAUUAGCUUGAUGUUCAAAUUGGAUGACAAAGGCACCCAGAGGAAUCGGCCAGACCAACUCCCACCAAAGGUCCUCCAGAAGAUCUCGGACUGGAAGAAGGGGCUCAAGGGGGAUGAGAAAGAGGCAGAUCAGCUGGCCCAGACCCUCAAAAAACUACACCUGGCCCAGGAGAAGGGGCGGAGAGAGCUAGAGGAAGAAAGAGAGAAAGAAGAGAGAGAAAAGGCGAGGUUGGAAAGAGAGAAAGGGAGAGGAAAAGAUUGGAAGGGGAGUAACAUUAAGAAUUGCUAUAUAAAAUAAGAUGUAAAAGCUGAAGAUCAAGAAGAUAUUGAACUAGAAGCGGUCGAGGGGACAAGAAAGAUGCCAAGAAGUUGCUUCAGUCCAUCAAGAAAUAAUACUUGGCACAGGAGGUGGUGGAGGGAAGAGAGAUGGAGGAGAGAAAGACAGAAAGAAGAAAGGGAGAUGAAGAGAUCAGAAGCAUCGGGGGAUGAAAAAUAGUUGCUACAAAGCAAAGUACAAAAGCUGGUGAUGAGGAAGUUCUUGCAGGAGAAGAGGUUCAAGGACAUAUGAGAGAUGUGAAGUAGUUGUCUUGGUCAAGAAAUAGCACUAGGAAGGAGUAGAGAGAGAUGGAGGAGACAGAGAGAAAAAGGGAGCGAGAAAAACAAAGUAGGAAACAGAUGAAGGAGAGGAAAUAAAAGCAGUGAUUAGACAAGGAUGACAAAGUAGAACUGUGGGCAGGAGAAGAAUAAAGGAUGCUCAGUGGAUGUGGGAGAGUGAGGUAUAGAAAUAAAGUAUACUACAAAUGCGAGAAGAAAAUCAUUUCCCUGUCAUGGCCAAGUUAUUUUUUUUAACCAUUGCCAAACUAAAUUGUGCCAUAUUUUUAUUUGUGUCAUGUAAUUAAUUUUUAUUUUUUACAAAACUAUGCAUCUUAGAAUUGAAGACUACGCAUCACCUGGGGGUGAAAAUCCUAUUUGUUGCUGCAGUGAGGAUUUUCAAUUUUCUCCCCUCUUGUUACGCAAAAUUAAUUUUUCAGGUACAUGUAUAUCCAUUGCGUUAUUCAGUAUUAAAACUUUAGUUGCAUUAAUUAUCUUACGGGUUUUAUGUCACCUUGUUAUUUCAGGUUAAAUGAUUUUCUUAAUUUUUUUUUAAAGAUGGUUCUGUACCAGUACCUGUAUUCGAAUUAUCAGUGUCUGAAGCUUCGGUGGAAAUGGAGUUUCAUAUGAGAACUAUUGUAUUAGUUUUACCCAACCAUAUGGUCAUAAUAUUGAUAGUUGAACUUUACAUACAUACAUAUCAGGGGCAGAGGAACGGUUUAGAAAGUGGGGAGGGGGGGGGGGGGACUGAGCCGAAAGUGGGGGUGGCUGACCAUACAAAAUUCACAAUCAGAUGUUCAUUUUCACGUUUUUGUACUUGGUUUUGGAAAAAAUGGGGGACCUGAAGCCCCCCCCCCCCCGUUCCACGGCCCCUGAGUAUCUCGUGACUGGGCUGAUAAAAUCUUUUAUCUCAAAAUUUGAAUAUUUUGAUGACAGCUCAGAAUGAACUAGAUUUUAGAGUUAUAACAUGGGUAGCAACCUUAUGUUGCCUAAAAUUUUUUUACAGGUAAUUACAAUCUACUAUGACUGGAGUUAUUCCUUUCUUCAUUUUGCCAUUUUUUUGUGUGCCAGAUUUAUGAUCAUAUACCAACAGAGAGAUGUGUAUUGUAAUUACUAAUGCUGUUUUCUAGUAAAAAAAAAAUCUAUGCACUUUAUAAAACCUUGUGUGCCUUGGGUUACUUAACUGA